CCGGAAGCGCGCUUGGCCGCAGGGUUUCCCAUCGUGCGUGCGCGGCCGCCUGCCUUUCUAGCCGGAAGACGCCGAGGGAGGAGCACGUUGCGCUGCCAGCCGCACCAUGCCGCCCAAAGACGACAAAAAGAAGAAAGACGCGGGCAAGUCCGCCAAGAAGGACAAGGACCCCGUGAACAAGUCCGGCGGCAAAGCCAAGAAGAAGAAGUGGUCCAAGGGGAAAGUCCGGGACAAGUUGAACAACCUCGUCCUCUUCGACAAAGCCACGUACGACAAGCUGUGCAAGGAGGUGCCGAACUACAAGCUCAUCACGCCCGCCGUGGUCUCAGAAAGGCUGAAGAUCCGGGGCUCCCUCGCACGGGCUGCGCUGCAGGAGCUGCUCAGCAAAGGUCUAAUUAAACUCGUCUCCAAGCACAGAGCCCAAGUAAUCUACACCCGAAACACUAAGGGAGGUGAUGCACCAGCUGCAGGAGAGGACGCUUGAAAAGAUUCUCAGAUGGCUUUCAGAGCUCCUUGCACACUUACAAAAAUAAACUGAUUAAACUCUUU
Candoia aspera is the source of this 549-nucleotide messenger RNA. It is a transcript of the gene RPS25, whose product is annotated as ribosomal protein S25. Gene Ontology annotation, cellular component: cytosolic small ribosomal subunit. The transcript is spliced from 5 exons. Lineage: Eukaryota; Metazoa; Chordata; Lepidosauria; Squamata; Candoiidae. Bases 107 to 484 code for a protein of 125 amino acids. The record is from RefSeq and is a predicted model, not a curated record. Gene Ontology annotation, molecular function: structural constituent of ribosome.